Molecule: messenger RNA, 273 nt
Organism: Trichophyton benhamiae CBS 112371
Lineage: Eukaryota; Fungi; Ascomycota; Eurotiomycetes; Onygenales; Arthrodermataceae
Exons: 2
Coding region: 1-273 (90 amino acids)
Biological process (GO): protein import into peroxisome matrix, docking
Cellular component (GO): peroxisomal membrane; peroxisomal importomer complex
Molecular function (GO): signaling receptor binding
Source: RefSeq, a predicted model, not a curated record
AUGGCUCGAGAGGAGCUGAUCACGUCGGCGGAUCCUUCUGUCUCGUCCGCGCCUCUGGAGAAGAAAGUUGCAUUCCUGCAGUCCAAAAACCUGACGCAGGAAGAGAUUGAUAUAGCCCUAACUAGAAGCGGCUCUUCUAGUCCAUCUACACCUGCGUCAGAGCAACAAGGCCGUGCAGUUGUCCCGUCACCGCCGCCAUACCGGGCUCCCCCAAACCAGAGCUAUGGAUACGGACAGGCUGGUCAAUGGGGUUACGCAACUCCUCCAGAGUAA